CCAAAUCUAACACGCUUUUAGUCUAAUUUCCAUUUAGACCGAGUAGUAAACAAUUUUUAAACCGCUUACUAUCUUCCCACUACACCGCUCCAAUUAUUACCACGCUAGUGAUGGCAUCUCAAGUCGUUGCCGCCGGCUUAAUUGUUUAUCGACGUCUACAUAAUCAGAUAGAAUACUUGCUACUUAAACAUUCCUAUGGAAAACAACACUGGACGCCACCCAAGGGUCAUGUCGAUCUUGGUGAGAUGGAAUUCGAUACAGCAUUGCGAGAAACUUAUGAAGAAGCUGGACUUCAUAAAAACCAAAUGAUACUUGAUGAAACUUUCCAGGUAGAAAUUUUUUAUCCUGUAAAAAAUGCUUCUAAACGUGUUAUUUAUUGGUUGUCACAAGUCAAAGAUCCCAAUGUGAAAGUGACUCUGUCCUCUGAACACAAUGAUUACAAGUGGUGUUCCUUGAAAGAAGCUCUUGAUAUUGUUGAAUACCAAAACAGUAAAGACAUUUUAAACAAAGCCACAGCUUAUUUGGAGAAGAAAUCUGCAUAGUAUAUGUGCUGGUGUGAUGCAAGAUUUUGAAGUUGAAUUCAAUAAUUGAAGAAAGAAAGAAUUGCAAUAUCAAUAUAGUAAUUAGUCAGACUCUUAACUUCAUCUUUGACGACAAAAAUUGCUUUGAUAUUUACAUCUAAGCUACAUUUUAAAUGGUUUGAAUAUAGACAUACUGAACAAUUAUCAGGGAUGAAACUCAUCAAAAUGUAGUGCAGAUAAAAAUAAUACAAAUUUUCAUAUCUACAAUUGUUUUAAUAGCAACUCUUCUCAAAUAUUUAGAUAUACAAUAUGAUUUUUAAUAAAAUAUUUUUUAAGCUA
Octopus bimaculoides (California two-spot octopus) is the source of this 860-nucleotide messenger RNA. RefSeq names its product bis(5'-nucleosyl)-tetraphosphatase [asymmetrical]. Gene Ontology annotation, molecular function: bis(5'-nucleosyl)-tetraphosphatase (asymmetrical) activity. The record is from RefSeq and is a predicted model, not a curated record. NCBI's taxonomy places the organism in Eukaryota, Metazoa, Mollusca, Cephalopoda, Octopoda, Octopodidae. Gene Ontology annotation, biological process: ATP biosynthetic process; AMP biosynthetic process.